Molecule: messenger RNA, 291 nt
Organism: Fonsecaea multimorphosa CBS 102226
Lineage: Eukaryota; Fungi; Ascomycota; Eurotiomycetes; Chaetothyriales; Herpotrichiellaceae
Exons: 1
Coding region: 1-291 (96 amino acids)
Source: RefSeq, a predicted model, not a curated record
AUGGUGAACAACGCCGUCGUCGUGCCCGUAGCGGUACUGGCCUCGAUAUGCGUGGCAAUGUUCCUCUUCGUCUGCUGGUGGUUCCCUCGCCACUACAAGAAGGGCGUCGAACAGGACAUGAACAUUAUGGAUAGCGAGCGCGCUGCGAGGGAGGAAAUCCAUAACGACAUGGGCCAAUUGCAAGUAGGAGAGGACGGCGCGCCGAGGAAGAAGACCCUCGAAGAACACAUUGCCAUCGCCAGAGAACAGAUAAGACGAGGCGGUCACAACCCAUCGACGACUCCAUAUUAA